Messenger RNA from Coregonus clupeaformis (lake whitefish), 1122 nucleotides. Its product is annotated as non-histone chromosomal protein HMG-14A-like. Gene Ontology annotation, biological process: chromatin organization. The transcript has 6 exons. Lineage: Eukaryota; Metazoa; Chordata; Actinopteri; Salmoniformes; Salmonidae. The record is from RefSeq and is a predicted model, not a curated record. Gene Ontology annotation, cellular component: nucleus; chromatin. Gene Ontology annotation, molecular function: nucleosomal DNA binding. Bases 104 to 406 code for a protein of 100 amino acids.
CUACACGGACCAGGCGGCAGCAGACACUUGGCUUCACAUGCACUCAACUCACAACAGCUAGCUAGCUAAACACUUUAUAGUUCCAUCUGAAACAGAAUCCAACAUGCCCAAGAGAAAGCAGGGAGCCGCUGGCGACGCCAAGGAGGAGCCCCAGAGGAGAUCCGCCCGGUUAUCAGCGAAACCAGCCCCAGCCAAGGCUGAACCCAAGGCCAAGAAGGAGAAACCAGCAAAGAAAGAGAAGGCUGUGAACGACAAGAAGGAGGAGAAGAAAACUAAGAAGGCAGCAGCGAAGGAGAACGCUGAGGCCGAGGCCGCUGAGGAGAACCACUCUGAGAACGGAGACGCCAAGACCAACCAGAUGGAGGAGGCUCCCGAGGCGGAGAAGGAGGAAGCCAAAUCUGAGUAGCAACACUGCCGACCCCUAACCCCCGACCCCCCCCUCCCCCCAGCCUGCCCCAGUGUUCGUGGUCCCCCUCCAAGGCAUAUUGUUAACAGAGGAAUAUUUUUAUCAAUGAUUUUAUAAGUACACGAUCUACUAUCCAUACAGAUUUUUAGCACAAAGCGAAGCUGAGUAAUAUGAUGCAGGUCUGCAGUGGUCAUAUCAACAAAGUGUCUGCAGGCAAGAUGAUGAACACACUAAAAUCUUUUUUAAACGGCGUUUCAUGAUUGUGUAGGAAGGAAAGCGCGUCCCGUCCCAUAGUGAGUUGUGUGUUCCUGUGCCCCCUCCUUCCUCCACAGUUGGUUCUCCUAGGGUUCUACCUUAGUCCUGGUUUAUUAACGGUUCUCCCUGAUGUUCUGUUUUGAUCCCGUCUGUUCUGUGCAGUGAGUUCCUUUGCUUUGUCUAAAUGUUCCUGUUUUUACAUUAAACAUGUUCUAAGCGUGUAGAAAGUGUGUUGUCCAAUAAGAAAGAGGAAGAGGAUCAUGAGAAACAUUCCGGGCACAGUGACAUGCUUGUCUCCUAGGCAACUACAGCAGCUGUGUCUGUGACAGCUCCCAUCUUGCUGGUUUUCUAAAGACGUUUUUUUAGAUGAAGGGUUCUCUGACGUGUGCAGGAGUCUGUCUGUCCCUCUGAUGUUCUGGAAUUCUCUAAUAAUAAAAAAAGUCCUGUGAAUUUUCCUCAAA